ACAGAUACAGAUUUAUAUGAGCUUGCCAAGAACAAAACUUACGCUCACUCAAUAGCUACAUCUCCAAAUGGAGCAUUCUUUGCUUGUUUGACAGCGAAUAGAAAGGCUUACGUUUUUCAUUUUCUGUCGGCUAAACUCUCUCGUGUUUUCAAUGAAUCUUUAAAUACAUUUGUUGAAAUGCAACAAUCAAAAGCACAACUUGCGAAUAUGGAGUUUGGUAGAAGGAUAGCUGUAGAAAGAGAACUUGAAAAAUUGCCAGAAAGUUUUGGACUGAGUAACCUAAUUUUUGAUGAAACAAGCAAUUUUUUGAUGUAUGGUACAAUGUUUGGCGUGAAGCUGAUUAAUCUACAUACAAACAGAUGUGUCAGAUUCAUUGGAAAGUCUGAAAACAUCAGGAUUCUCCAUAUUUCAUUAUACCAAGGGGCACCAAAGAAACGACAAUCAGCCAUAACUGUUGACAUGAAAUUAUCCGAUAAUCCCGGCCUUCAAGAACCAGAAAACGAUCCAACCUUGUUUUGUACAGCUUAUAAGAAAAAUAGAUUUUAUAUGUUUACAAAACGUGCACCUGAUGAAAUUCAAUCAACAGAUGGCGAUAGAGAUGUUUUUAAUGAGAAACCAUCAAAGGAGGAAGUCCUAGCAUCCAUGCAAGUUAUAGAGAAAAGAGUUUCUGACAAAGCAAUCAUACAUACCACAGUAGGAGAUGUACACAUCAAAUUAUUUAUGAAUGAAUGCCCGAAAACUGUCGAGAAUUUUUGCGUUCACUCUAGAGAUGGAUAUUAUAAUGGCCACAUAUUUCAUAGAGUUAUAAAGGGCUUCAUGAUACAGACUGGCGAUCCUCUUGGAAGUGGAACUGGCGGUGAAAGCAUCUGGGGUGGAGAAUUCGAAGAUGAAUUCCAUCCUUCAUUAAGGCACGAUAGGCCGUACACACUUAGUAUGGCAAAUGCCGGCCCAAAUACAAACGGAUCUCAAUUUUUUGUUACUGUUGUGCCUACACCGUGGUUGGACAAUAAACAUACCGUAUUUGGACGAGUUGUAAAAGGAAUGGACGUCAUACAAAAUAUAUCUUUGGCUAAAACUCACCCGAAAACUGAUAAGCCGUACGAUGAUAUUUCAAUAGUAAAUGUUAGUGUCAAGUGAUGCUAGAACAAAAAGCAUUGCCUGGUAUUCUCAUGCACUCUGAUCGAUUGGGUACACGAUAGGUCAAGGUGUGGAUAAUGGAAACAAGAAGUUCACUAAAUAUAUUUAAAUGCUUGGCUGCAGCCAUAGAUUGAUGUAGCCUACAUUUGAUAUAAAGGUCCUCAAAGUCAUACUGCCUAUUAGGCGUAAAUCUGUUUGAGUAUGUGCAAACACUGCCUAUGAAUGUUCAUGCAGUUCAUAUCGCUAGCUAAAUUAAUUCCAUCUCUCGUAUUUGCAUGAAAAUUUUAUGUAUUUCGAGCCUUAUUUUUUCUGCAUAUGAAGUGGAGAGGAAAGUGGUCUACUUGUGUCAUAGAUGCAUCAUUGGGAUUAUAUUGUGCUGACUCUUAAGCAAAAUUAACUCAUGGAAAACUUGUUGAUUUAAAUAAAAGUUACGUCUUUUAGGUA
Molecule: messenger RNA, 1581 nt
Organism: Styela clava
Lineage: Eukaryota; Metazoa; Chordata; Ascidiacea; Stolidobranchia; Styelidae
Source: RefSeq, a predicted model, not a curated record